Molecule: messenger RNA, 1849 nt
Organism: Prinia subflava (tawny-flanked prinia)
Lineage: Eukaryota; Metazoa; Chordata; Aves; Passeriformes; Cisticolidae
Gene: PAOX
Product: polyamine oxidase
Exons: 7
Coding region: 166-1833 (555 amino acids)
Molecular function (GO): polyamine oxidase activity
Source: RefSeq, a predicted model, not a curated record
ACACUGAGCAGCCACUGCCUCUCCACCUGGCCAGGCUGGCCAGCCACGGAAUAAAGUGGCUGCGCAGGGGCAGAAUGGUGAGAGGAGGAGCGUGGGGAGGUGGUCCCAGGGCUCCCCACUCCAGGAGGGGUCCCCUCUCCCACCGCGGCCUCCUCCUGCCCCCCCAUGGGUGCAGGCAGCCGGUUCAUCACCACGCCGGGACCCAGGGGCACCCAUCCCUGCCUCCCUCCUUCCCCGCCUGCCGCGGCUCGGGCGGCUCCAGGGGCGGUGCCGUUGGCGGCGGGCGGCGCCGGCGGCGGCGGAGGGCGGUACCGGCCGGCGCGGGCGGCCAUGGAGGGCAGCGGGCGGCGGGUGGUGGCGGUGGGCGCGGGGCUGGCGGGGCUGGGGGCGGCCCAGCGGCUCCGCGGACACGGCUCCCUCCGCCUGCUGGAGGCGGCGGGCCGCGCCGGCGGCCGCGUCUGCACCCGCCCCUUCGCGUCGGGGCUGGCGGAGAUGGGGGCACACUGGAUCCACGGCCCCUCGCCGGGAAAUCCCGUGUUCUGCCUGGCCUCCCGCUACGGCCUGCUGGGCCCGGAGGCCGCCCGGGAGGAGAACCAGCAGGUGGAAGCGGGCGGCCACCCCCCGAUGCCGUCCGUCACCUACGGCAGCUCGGGGAAGGUGCUGAACCCCGAGGCAGUGCGCGAAGCCCGCGACCUCUUCUACGCCCUGCUGGCCUCCACCCGCGCUUUCCAGGGGUCCAAGGAGCCACCGUGGCCCAGCGUGGGCCAGUACGUGCGGGCAGAGAUCGCCCGGACCGUGCCCACGAUGGCGGGGGGCCAGGAGGGUGCCCGGCAGCUCCAGCUGGCCGUGCUGGCCGCCUGCCUCAAGCUGGAGUGCUGCAUCAGCGGGACCCACAGCAUGGACCUGGUGGGGCUGGAGCCCUUCGGGGAGUACGUGUCGCUGCCCGGCCUGGACUGCACCUUCCCAGGCGGCUACAGCAGCUUGGCCGAGCGCCUGCUCUCGGAGCUGCCCGAGGGCACCGUGCUGUUCAACAAGGCAGUGAGGACCAUCCAGUGGCAAGGGUCCUUCCGUGAGGAAGGGGACGAUGCCAGGGUUUUCCCCGUGCGGGUGGAGUGCGAGGACGGAGAUGCUUUCCUUGCUGACCACGUCAUCGUCACCGUCCCGCUGGGUUUCCUCAAGGAACGGCACCAGGAGUUCUUCCAGCCGCCCCUUCCCGAGCGGAAAGCGCAGGCCAUCCGCAACCUGGGCUUUGGCACCAACAACAAGAUCUUCCUGGAGUUCGAGCAGCCCUUCUGGGAGCCCGAGCAGCAGCUCCUGGAAGUGGUGUGGGAGGACGAGUCGCCCCUGGAGGAGCCCAGCGCCGACCUGGAGGCCAACUGGUUCAAGAAGCUCAUCGGAUUCGUGGUGCUGCAGCCGCCAGAGCAGCAUGGGCACGUCCUGUGCGGCUUCAUCGCGGGGAAGGAGUCGGAGCACAUGGAGACCCUGAGCGACGCCGAGGUGCUGGGCGCCAUGACCCACGUCCUGCGCACCAUGACAGGCAAUCCCGCCCUGCCCGCGCCCCGGAGCGUGCUGCGGUCCCGCUGGCACAGCGCUCCCUACACCCGCGGCUCCUACAGCUACGUGGCCGUGGGCAGCUCGGGGGACGACAUCGAUGUGCUGGCACAGCCCCUGCCCGAGGACCCCCGCGACCCCCGGCCCCUGCAGCUCCUCUUCGCCGGCGAGGCCACGCACCGCACCUUCUACUCCACCACCCACGGGGCGCUGCUGUCGGGGUGGCGAGAGGCCGAGCGCCUCAACCAGCUCUUCCAGGCGCCCGUCCCCGCAGCAAAAUAAAGCCCGGUGCUUUGCC